UUAUAACAGAGCUAUGCAAAAGCACCGAAAAGCACGAGAUUUUCACAGAGAUUUUCUCCCACAGGAUGUGUGCUGUGCCAGAGUGUAGAUACAAAUGGGCGAAAGUAGUAAGGAUACGACAUUUCUGCGCAAAGCACGCACUUAAAAUAACAGUAACAGCGUGAGUGUUUGUUUGGUGGCACAAGCAGUAGUAGUGAAAUUUUCGCAGUCUACUGGUGCAGUUGUGAUGGGAAGGAAAUGUGUGCUAAAUAAAUGGGGGAAAAAAUAUAUGUAUAAAAAAUAGAACGUUGCCAAUAAGAGUUGUCAAAAGUAAUUCGCGCUAAAGUCACAGUUGAAUUGGAGUUGGUAGAGGAGUUGGAGCGCUUCUAGUGAUAACAAGAAUUGUGCAAGCGCACAGAAAGUGAAAAAUUUGGUUGUCGCAAAUUGCUGAGCUAAGUGCAAAUAUGUGUCGCAUCUAAUGCUUUUGCGGUCGUUGCGCAGGAAUAAUAGGGUGUUACCACUUCGUCAUUGAUUUGUGAAAAUCGACCAGAAUCUGUGUGUUUAUAUGUUGGUGCCACGAUGGAGACAUGCAGGACCUGUGCGAGAUGUGAUUUUGAGGACGAAACCAAAUGGUUCGAUUUAUUCCACACAACGCGCUGUAAACGUGAAAUCGAAGAAAUGCGUGUGGAGUUCAAUAACUGGCAAUUGCAGAUCUCACCCAACGACGGCCUGCCGCAGAAGAUCUGCUCCGAUUGUUUUUCAAAAUUUUGCAAUGUGUUCACAUUUCGUCUGCAAUGCCAGCAAGCGCAAGUGAAAUUAAAUAAUAUUUUCGAUAAAAUCGAAACGCAAAGCAUGGAUGACGACCGAUUUGAUGAUAAUCUGGAAGAAUUAAGUGCACAACUGCUGCGGAUUGUAGAAGAAAACGCACGACAAAUAACGAAUUCAACGAGUAACGAAGAAAACUGCCAAGCAGAUGAUUGUGCUGCCGCUGCCGUGGACGAUGUUGUUUCGGCGAAUGCUACCCCUUCAGCUGCUGCUAUUGUGAUGUUGGAUAUGCUUGAUGAAAAUAGUACUAAUAACUACUCCGCCGUGUCCGCCUCCGCCGCCGGUGGAGAGUGCGGAAAAGACGGUGCACAGCUGGUUGAUGCAGUUCCAUCAGGUCAAACCGAGGUUUCAACUAAAACAAUCGAAGACACCGUCUUAGCAAAAACAAUGCCUAUAACAAAUGAGAAUACCGCAAUCGCUGCCGCUAUAACACAAACUAACUUUUACACUGCCGGCGUUGAAUGUCAAAGUGAAGCGGAAAUGCAUGUGGCAAAUGUGACGACUGAUACCGUUACAGCAAUGACGGUCCACAAAGAGGACGUAAAGGAAUUAGUAGAAGAAGGAAACAAAGUCGAGACCGAAGUAGAAGUAGAAGAAGAUGAUGAUGUCGUCCAAGGUGAAGUGAAUGUAAACGAGCAAAUUCAUUUGCAUGUCGAUGAUAUAAUUGAGGAAGAUUUCUCACUCGACGAAACACUUGCGGAGGAGGAAGAGGAAGCGGAGGAAACAGCGAUAACUACAGCCGGACUGUUGGACCAUGACACUGCUCAUACUGACUGCAUUGUAACCGAUAUAAGCGAAGAUCUGGCACAGUCUGAAGGUUAUGCCGAAGAAAGUGUGCCUUUUGCGGAUGCCGUUGAAGAUGAAGACGCUGAUUAUGAUGAGGAUGAAGGUGUGUUGGAAGCAUUUGAACCGGUUACACUUUCAACGAAUACCUACAAUACAAACAACAACACCAUAUUAGCAUCACAAUAUGUCUUUCAAAUGUCUGCCAUCAACAAUUGCUACAACACAACACUGGGCCAACAACAGGAAGUCAGCAUUGUUUUCGAGUGUAAAUACUGCCUGAAAACUAAAGAUAUGCCAAGUACGCAUUUUGAGACACAACAGGCUCUACUCGAGCACAUAGCCAAUACACACGAUGCUGAAUACCCAUUUACAUGCCCACAACGCGGUUGCACAGAGGGUUUUCGCGACGCCGCCUCACGCACGGUUCACAUGAAAAGCGAACAUGUGGCCAAACAUUAUGAGUGUGAUGUGUGCGGCAAAAAGUAUGCCGAUCGCUUCAAUUUGCGGCAUCACAAUGAGAAGUUCCACAGCGAGACGGAUUUUGGCUGUGACACAUGUGGCAAGCGCUUCUAUUCGCGUAAAAGUCUUAACUAUCAUAUGAAAUGGCAUAAUCCGGAAUUAUUGUUGCAGUGUAGCCAAUGCGAUCGACUGUUCAUCAAUCAGCGGCAUUUGAAGUGUCACGAAGAGACGCACAACGGGGUGAGGAAUAGUGAACCCUGUACCUUUUGUGGAAAAACUUUCAUACAUUUGAAAACUUUACGUUGGCAUUUGUAUCGGCAACAUGGCGGUGAAAAACCAUACAAGUGCGGCCAUUGCACUGAGGUUUUCGCCUCUUAUUUGGAGAAACGCAUUCACAUGUUGGAUAAUCAUUUGGAAAACCUCACCACCAUCGAACGAACCGAAUGUAUGCUCUGUCGCCAACGCUACGAAGAUGAACACGAGUUAAGCGAACAUAUACGCAACAAACAUAUUGAACGCCCAAAAUCAUCGGUGUUGCUCAUAGCCAACAAUAAGCGAGUGGUGCGUAAUAAACGGCAAAAACACUAUAGUGGCAUCUUCCAGUGUGAAAUUUGCGCGCAGCGUUUCAACAUGAAGUCAGCAUUGGAACGACAUGCGGCAGUACAUUCGAGCAUUGGACGACCUCACAAAUGUCCGGUUGAGUCCUGUGCGAAGCGUUUCAAGCGUGCACAGGAUAUGAAUUGGCACAUGAAGACGCAUUCGAAUGAGAAGCCGAAUGUGUGCGAUGUGUGUGGCAAGGGGUUCGCGCUUAAAUAUGUGCUGAAUCAACACAAGCGGAGUCAUGAAGUUCUUGAGAAGAAUUUCAAAUGUAUGAUCUGUGGACGUGCCUAUCUCUUCGAGAAAUCACUUCGUGUGCACGAGCGUGUACAUACUGGCGAAACUUAUUACUGUUGCGAUCUGUGUGGCGAAAAUUUCGUAACACAUAUGAAAUUCAAAACUCAUAUGAUGAAAAAACAUGACCCGAACACAACAAAUUUAGACGAGCACAAUAUUGACGUUUUUGAUGAGCAGCUGCGUGAACCUUAGAAGUCUAACGAAAGUCAAAAGCUUACAUUUUAGGGAAUAUUAUUGGCCUAUAGGAGUUUGAGAAUUUGUAAAGAUGGAUUUUUUAAACAUUGCUUUUUUCUGCGAAAAUUCGAUACACCGUACAAUAUUUUGAAUUGGUAUCGAAAUACUAUUUACAUAUAAAUGUAAACAUACAUACAAGAACAUUUGGCGAAAAAUUAAAUUAAAAUGAAUCGGUAAUUUUGAGUUUAAUACUUUAAUAAUUAAAGUUUAUCCUACCUUUUUCGAAAAAAGUCAACCGCAGUCGAUAGCUUUAGUUCCGAAUGUUGACGCUUUAAAUAAAGAUACAACUUAAUGGCGCAUAAUAAUAGUCGAAAAUAAUCCCGUUAUCAUAUUUAUUGGGUAUGGGAAUAAGUUUGCGUCCUAUAUAUAUAUAUAUAUUCUUGUGAACACAGGUGUAUAUAAAUAUAUUAUUCGCAAUUUAUUUACUUUUUGCUCUUCUGCCGUUUUUAAUUUUCAAAGCUUUUUUUUCUAUAUUCGUAUACUGAAAUCUCUUAGGCAAAAGUGUUUAUGUUCAAUGUUUAAGAAAUCCAUCUAUAUUAAAUAACUCCCAAUAAUACUGGCCAACAAGAAAUUUACCAGAAACCAGAGUAUACUUAUUCCAACAAAAUUCUAAUUAAUAAAAUACUAAGCGACGGUUUGAUGCAGAAUUUUAAAAUUUUAGAAAUUUAAAUAUUUAAAAAAAUGUUAACUGCGCUAUCUUGCAAACUUAAGGGUUAUCAAAAGAAGAAUAUAUUACUUGUACUUUGAAAUGUGAUGUAUGGUUUUUUUACAAAAACAAAAAAAAAAUUGCCACAUAACCUCAAAUAUGUGUAAGCUAAAACCGCGUUUCUUGCACGUUUAGGUAAAAUAGUUUCAAACAUCACGGAAACCCGGGCCACCUGAGCAAUUAUGAUUUGAAUUCAGCACGUCGAAACCUUGGGAAAAAUAUAUGUAUAAUUACUUGGCUUCUGGUAAAAUAUUUUCGGUUAAUUCUGUACGUGCAAUGGCUCAAAGAGAGAAUCAGACAGUGGAUAUGCAAAAUAACAUAGAGAACCAUUGGAACUGUUUUCCAUUAAAGGAAUGUAAAGAGAGAUUGCUUAUAGAGAGAUAAGAAGAGGAAAUGCUCAAAUACAAUAAUACGCACAUUAUGGCUCACCGUUGACGAAAGCAGUAGCAGAAAUUUAUGUAUAAAUACGAAAUGAGUAAAUAAAAAUCAAUAACAAUUAUAUUAUAUAGUAUAUAAAUGAAAAAUAUAACAUGAACAACUGCUUAUGUAUACUUACACAUACACCUAUAGACUAAGGGCAACUACUUUGAUGACUGCUCAAUUUUUUUAGGUACUGUAUUAAAUAAUUUAGUGAAACGCAUUUAUUGUAUGUAAUGCAAUUGUUUAGAUAAUUGUAAUUUUAUAAAGAAUGAAAAUUAAUAGCAAUAUUUUGUAGCAGUAGUUGAUGAAUUUUGGUGGUGAUAAUGAGGCCCUGAAAAGAUAUUAUGCAUAGUUUUUAACCAAAUACGUUAGAUUUUGUGAAAAAAAACUGUUAUCAAUACAUAUGUAUUUCCAUGCUCACUUAUAUAUAUACUUGUUUUAUUCUAAGAAAAAAGUAGUUAAUUAAAAUGUUCCUAUUAUUUAAUAUAUAUUAAUUGUUACCUAAUAUUAUUCUUUGCUAUUUUUUGGUUUUUCUAAAUAAUUAAACUUUAUUUAGUGAGAACUAUAAUUUUGUUAAUCCGUAAAAACUCUUGAGUUGAAUAAAACCAUUAGAAUUAUAAUUGCAAUUUUAGUAAAGUAAAAACCAGUGGCGUAACUACAACAUCUGGGGCCCGUGGCAAAUUCUUAUGAUGGGGCCCUAUCAAUAAAAAUCGACACUUUGUACUCAGUUUGAUUAAAAGAAACAAAUUUUAUUUCAACAGAUCAUUUUAAUAAACAAAACAACAAUUUAAUUUCAAUAAGUUAUUUAUUAAGAAAACUAUUUUUUUCGAGUUUUCUGUUCCGCAAAAGUGUCUAUAACAUCAUCGAAGUUAUGAUCGUUCAGCACUAGCUGUAGUCACAGGAAUUGUGAGAAAUAACAUUAAUGAAAUGCAUACUUCAGGAAAGCUGCAAGACAUAAAAUAAUUUUUUAUUAUUAAUAAAUCAGCAAGGUCUCUAAUACACGACAAUUUUUGUAUUUCGUCUCUGAAGAUGGACCGAAAACUUAGAAUUUCUCUACCAAAUGAUUCAGAUAUGUCUUUUUUAUAAAUCUCAACAAAUUCUAGAGCAUUUUUUAAUAGAUCAGUGUCAUUUAAAACUUUUAACGUGGAAGGCUGUAAAACAUUGAAAUUUGAAUGAAAUUGGAAUGAAAGGCGAUGUCAGUUGGUUUAUAAUGAUGCCCAAUACUCGAUAAAAUAUAUUCACUCUGAACAAACUUUACGGAUCUUGUAGGCGCUCAUCUUCGCAGAGCUCGUCAAAAUGGCGUUUUACCUUCCUCUGACGAGUAUUAGAAAAUUCAGGGGUGAUGGAUCAUUUUUCAACUACACUAUUUGCUUCCAUCUUUAAAUUUUCAAAUUCAUGUCGAUACCUUUCCAAUACUUCUAGGCAGAAUUUCAAACGUUUUACGGCAUUUGAAAGAUCGGUCGCUUUAGACUGAAGUGCUUUAGAGGCUGCAUCGAUAGUAAGUAGGAUCUUGCAAUGAAAAACCAGUAACAUAACAAAAUUGUAGUUAUCGAUCUUCUUUUUGAGUGAAACAGCUUCAUUUCUUUCAUCUGAUUUGCAAUUAAACAGGAUUGUUUUCGUUAGCGCUUUUUGCACUUCAAUAAACAGAACUUUUAAAGCAAAAACGGCAUCAUAACAUCCUACCCAUCUAGUAGGGUUUAAUGUUUUCAAUGUUAUUGAAUUUGAAGACUCACUUUCUUCAUUAGAUAUCAAACUUGAUAAAAGAUUCCAUCUUUUGAUACUAUGCCCAAAAAAAUUAUAAAUUUGUUGAAUUGUUUCAAAAAAAUUUUGUAUAUCAAUAACCUCUCUCACUGCAUCCUUGAGUACUAGAUUUAAAUUAUGAGCAGCACAGUGAACAUAUACGGCAUUUGGCCCAACAUCUUUUAUGAGUUUUUGAACUCCACCACUCCUUGCCCUCGACACUUAUUUAGUGGAAUGUUUUUGUCAUUUAUGAAUUUAAUAAUUUGCUUGGACAUUGCUAAGGCAGUUUGAUCCUUAACUUCAUGAAAUCCCAAAAAUGUUUCUUUAAUGACAAGCGCCUUGGGAUCCCUAAUUACAAUCUUUUUCGAUCAUAGAAUAACGCUACAGUUCACACAUUUGAUCAAUUUUUGAAAUAUCUUGCGUUGUAUCGAAUAUGAUAGAGUAGAAUGGUGCUUCAUUUAUUUCAUUUAUGAGUACAUUUUUCUACUUUUAAAACCAGGACAGAAAUAAACUCAUUUUGUAUUUUCGGACUUAAGUAUUUUAUUUAGCCCUUUGAUUUAUUUAACAACUCUUGCAAAAUCGAAUUAUAUUUUCCUUAUAACUCAACAAUACUCAAAAAGUUUCCUUUGGAGCUUGGAUUACUGCUAUCUGCGUUUUCUCUGUGGCCACGAAAGGCUAAAUUACAUAUUGAAAGUGUCAGAGUAACAUUAAGGAGCCUAGAAAGUACUUGUCGCCAAAAGGAUUUUUCUUUUUUGAUCAUAGACUCUUGCUCUUCAUCGAGUGUUCCAUGUAGUCGCCAUUGUUGAUACGUAAGACAGGAAUCCAGAUGAAUUUUUGAUGUCUCGUGUCUUUGUAUGCCAUCUACAAUAUAUUUCCAGUCGUCAUAUCCCUCAAUCCAAACAUUUUGUAUAUUCUUAGAUGUCCGAUUUCCGAAUAACCAACACGGUUCACAAUACGCACUCUGAAGUAUUAAAGAAUAGGAAAGCCAUGUACGUUCAAGCUUGACGCCAGACUUGGAAACAAUAUAGCAAUGUUUUUCUAUAAAAGAUAUAUUGUUACUAUCUUUUAAGAAAGGGUCAUUAGGUUUGCAAUGUUCGUUUUCAAUCACGAACAUUUUCACUUGAUUAGUUACCUCUUUAAAAUUACCCUAAUCAGCAACAUAUGGCGAAGACAUGAUUCAAUUAUUAAAGGUUUGCUCACUAGUGACAUUCGAUUUUUGACACUCCCUUACAAAAGGUUGUAUUUAAGAAGGUGAAUAAAGUGGAAAAUAUUAAAUCCUUUUUGGUAAAAAUUUUAGCAAAAAAGUAUUUUCUUACUUAAAUGGAAAGAAACUGCGAACGGUUUAAAAAAUAAAUUUUAAUUGAUAUUUAGUUGUAAAUAAUGGUACAAAUAGAAGUUAUUAGCCUAAUAUAUACCAAGAC
Anastrepha ludens (Mexican fruit fly) is the source of this 7464-nucleotide messenger RNA. Its product is annotated as zinc finger and SCAN domain-containing protein 2. Gene Ontology annotation, cellular component: nucleus. The record is from RefSeq and is a predicted model, not a curated record. The coding region runs from base 559 to 3135 and encodes 858 amino acids. Gene Ontology annotation, molecular function: zinc ion binding. The transcript has 6 exons. Lineage: Eukaryota; Metazoa; Arthropoda; Insecta; Diptera; Tephritidae.